CCUUCAAUUGAUUCAUAUUAUUCAGUAUAAUUAUCAAAAUGCUUCUCACAAACGCCGCCCUCGUCACUGGCCUCCUUGCCGGAAGCUCUUACGCUGGCUCCAUCCCCGCCAACGUCAAGACCUUCUACGAUGGCAUCAAGAGCAAGGGAUCUUGCAGCAAGGCUCUCAAGUCAGGGUUCUAUGCUCUUGACGGUGGCGCGAAGGACUUCAGCUACUGUGGCGACCACAUGGCCGAUUACAACGUCCUCUACAUUCAGGGAAAGAAUGGCCAGCUCGCCGAUAUGGAUAUUGACUGUGACGGCAUCAUCAAGAGCCCAUACAGCGAUGGCAGAUGCGAGGCUUCGCAAGACACCCAGCCCCAGUCUUCAUAUAUUGAGCAGAUUGCUAGAUACAACGUCGGAAUUAAAGAUGUCGACUCUUAUAUCCACUCUUACGUUGUUCUCGGAAACUAUGCCGACCAAGGGAAACCUGGGUACACCACUUUUCACCCAACCGAUUACGGAAUCGAGCCUCUCAGCAUCGUCGCCGUUGUCUGCAACAACCAGCUGUUCUACGGAGUCUGGGCUGACCAGAAUGGCGAUGAUGGACCACCUAUGGUUGGCGAGGCUUCCCUCGCUAUUGCCACCCUCUGCUUCGGCAAGGACAAAGUCGAUGGCGAUAACGGACACAGCGAGCUGGAUGUCCUCUACAUUGCCUUCCCCGGCUCUGAUGCCGUCCCUGGUGCCAAGGGUGCCAACUGGAAGGCCUCAACCGCCAAGGCCUUUCAGGACAGCUUGACUGCUCAGGGCAACAAGCUCAUCCAGCGUAUUGGAGGCGGCGGCGGUCCCGGUCCCGGACCAUCGCCAACCACUACUGGCGGCAGCGUCCCAGUUCCGACCUGCGCCUGGGCGGGACACUGCAAGGGAGCUAGCUGCAAGACGAACGAUGACUGCUCUGAUCCUUGGGCAUGCGUCAGCGGCAAGUGCGACACUGACAACAGCGGCCCAGCUCCAUCUCCAGUUCCGACCUGCGCCUGGGCGGGACACUGCAAGGGAGCUAGCUGCAAGACGAACGAUGACUGCUCUGAUCCUUGGGCAUGCGUCAGCGGCAAGUGCGACACUGACAACAGCGGCCCAGCUCCAGCUCCAGUUCCGACCUGCGCCUGGGCGGGACACUGCAAGGGAACUAGCUGCAAGACGAACGAUGACUGCUCUGAUCCUUGGGCCUGCGUCAGCGGCAAGUGCGCGUAGAGUUAUGUAUAUAUUUGUGAUGAGAUAUUUAGGAUAUUUAAUAUAUAUGGAUUUUUUGGCGAUCAAAAGGCAAACCACCCUCUGAACCAAUGUGAUAUGACACGUACUAAAGGGUUGAAGGGCUGCUGCACGUUGGAUCUUGUAAAGUUUUAG
Messenger RNA from Pseudogymnoascus destructans, 1382 nucleotides. RefSeq lists its product as uncharacterized. The record is from RefSeq and is a predicted model, not a curated record. Lineage: Eukaryota; Fungi; Ascomycota; Leotiomycetes; Thelebolales; Thelebolaceae. The transcript has 2 exons. Bases 39 to 1229 code for a protein of 396 amino acids. Gene Ontology annotation, molecular function: chitosanase activity.